GAGCCCCUUCCCAGGCAGCCGGAAGAGAGGAGGGAAACUGUAGGCACGAAGUGCUCAAGUCUAUUAACUUUUCUCUUUAUAGCAGUUUGUCAGCAGGAACUGCGGCGGAGGAAUCGAGCUGUGAAAGCAAGGUUUUGCAGCCCCUCGCUGGGAGCGCAACCUGCUGCUGUGAAUGGAUGGGGUGCUGAAGGCCAGUGUUGGGAGCUAAGCGCUUGGAUGGGGAAGAGAAAAGAUGCGAAUGCUGCACUGCUGAGUAACUUUGAGGUGUUCCAGCUACUCACUGAUCUUAAGCAGCAGCGCAAAGAGAGUGGAAAAAGCAAGCAGAGCUCUGGUCAGCAGAAUCUGAACACGAUCAUGUAUGAGACACUGAAAUACAUCUCAAAAACACCGUGCAGGUACCAGAGUCCUGAGACUGUCAAAGAGUUCCUCGCUGCAAUGAAGGGCCAUAAGCUGACCAAGGCUGAAAAGCUGCAGUUGCUGAACCACAGGCCUGUGACAGCAGUUGAAAUACAGCUGAUGGUAGAAGAAAGUGAGGAAAGGCUGACAGAGGAGCAGAUCGAGUCUCUUCUCCAGACAGUCGCCAGCAUUCUUCCAGGGGAUCCAGAAGAACAGCAGAGGGACUCAGCGAUGGAAACUGAAGGCAGAGGUGGCCAAUAGCAGGAGGCAUCUAGACCAAAGCCAGCAGCAAUUUCAGCAGAGAAUUGGUUAAUCUUUUCCUGUUUUUACUUGAUACCAGUUUCAACUUGUAUUGGGCAUCGUUGUAGAAUCUAUUAAAUGUUUCUAUUACUCAGAGGUGAUGAGGGAACCCGUUGUUUACCAGAAGGCAUGGAAGAGGAGACUGUUGUUCCAGCAUAUUGUCUUGUACAGGGGUGAUAGUGACUGACUUCAUAAUGUAGCAGACAAAUUACAGGGCACAAAAUGGGAAGCUUUUGUAUUUUUUACAUUACCCGUGUAACAGCUGUACAUUUGAGUAGGCUAAUAUACAGCUGGCAAUGUUUUAAUUAUCACAGCAGUACUAUAAUUGUAAUUGCUUUCAGAUGAUGUUGAAUUGCCCAACUGCUUUUCAGAAUGUGAUUUACAAUCCAAAGCCAGCUUUUGGAGCUGUUAGGGAGUAGGGCUGCUGUCAGAGAUCUGUGUGUGGAGUAACAUACAGAAACUGCUUGGUGUCUGGAACACACAAAGUAGGCUGAUGGCAUCGUGGAGUGAGAGGAUCUGUAGGUUGGAUAGCUGUUCUCAGGGAUGUUGGACAAUCUGCAGAUGAGUGGUAGAUGCAGAUGAUCAGCUAAAUGAAUGCAUUGCCCUCAGCAUGGCUGGAUUGGACCAGUUUUGCAGCAGCCGAGGCUCUGGACUGUAAUGCUAAGGCUCUUAGUAAUACAAACAAAAGGACAUUUAAGAGUGGGGUCUGCAUUUUCCUUUUGAGUGUUUGUUCCAUUAUUUAUGUAUAAGCAAGUCCCAUCCUGUGCACUUGCUUUGACCAUGGAAUAAAUGAAUGAGUCAACACUGAA
Molecule: messenger RNA, 1505 nt
Organism: Centrocercus urophasianus (Greater sage-grouse)
Lineage: Eukaryota; Metazoa; Chordata; Aves; Galliformes; Phasianidae
Gene: CRCP
Product: CGRP receptor component
Exons: 6
Coding region: 217-657 (146 amino acids)
Biological process (GO): transcription initiation at RNA polymerase III promoter
Cellular component (GO): RNA polymerase III complex
Molecular function (GO): nucleotide binding
Source: RefSeq, a predicted model, not a curated record